CGCGGGCGCCCGGACUAUUUCUGUCUUAUCGGCGCAGGAAUGCGGCAGCGGCGGCGGCGCACGGGCGGCGUGGCCGUGGGCCGUCAGGGCAGCCCUGAAGGGGCCCUCCCCGCCCGGCUCGAGUAGAAGUGUGAGCGCCCAGCAGGACUCGGAGGGAGAGUUGGAGGAAAAAAGGCAGAAAGGGGAAAGAAAGAGGAAGAGAGAGUGAGUGAGCUCCGCCGCGGAGCCCACCCCGAUGGCCGCGGACGAAGUUACCGGAGGGGCGCGCAAAGCCACGAAAAGCAAACUUUUUGAGUUUCUAGUCCAUGGGGUGCGCCCCGGGAUGCCGUCCGGAGCCCGGAUGCCCCACCAGGGGGCGCCCAUGGGCCCCCCGGGCUCCCCGUACAUGGGCAGCCCCGCCGUGCGCCCCGGCCUGGCCCCCGCGGGCAUGGAGCCCGCCCGCAAGCGAGCAGCGCCCCCGCCCGGGCAGAGCCAGGCGCAAAGCCAGGGCCAGCCUGUGCCCACGGCGCCCGCGCGGAGCCGCAGUGCCAAGAGGAGGAAGAUGGCUGACAAAAUCCUCCCUCAAAGGAUUCGGGAGCUGGUCCCAGAGUCCCAGGCAUACAUGGACCUCCUAGCAUUUGAGAGGAAACUGGAUCAGACCAUCAUGCGGAAGCGGGUGGACAUCCAGGAGGCUCUGAAGAGGCCAAUGAAGCAAAAGCGGAAGCUGCGUCUUUAUAUCUCCAAUACUUUUAACCCCGCGAAACCUGAUGCUGAGGAUUCAGACGGCAGCAUUGCCUCCUGGGAGCUGCGGGUGGAGGGGAAGCUCCUGGAUGACGUACGUCCUGGCCCAGGUCUCUCCAGGUGUCCUGGGCCCAGCAAGCAGAAGCGGAAGUUCUCUUCCUUCUUCAAGAGUUUGGUCAUUGAGCUGGACAAAGACCUCUAUGGUCCUGACAACCACCUAGUUGAGUGGCACCGGACACCCACCACCCAGGAGACAGAUGGGUUCCAGGUGAAGCGGCCGGGGGACCUGAGCGUGCGCUGCACCCUGCUCCUCAUGCUGGACUACCAGCCUCCCCAGUUCAAGUUGGACCCCCGCCUGGCCCGGCUGCUGGGACUGCACACACAGAGCCGUUCAGCCAUCGUCCAGGCCCUGUGGCAGUAUGUGAAGACCAACAGGCUGCAGGACUCCCACGACAAGGAAUACAUCAAUGGAGACAAGUAUUUCCAGCAGAUUUUUGAUUGUCCCCGACUGAAGUUUUCUGAGAUUCCCCAGCGCCUCACAGCUCUGCUGUUGCCUCCUGACCCAAUUGUCAUCAACCAUGUCAUCAGUGUGGACCCAUCAGACCAGAAGAAGACGGCAUGCUAUGACAUUGAUGUGGAGGUGGAGGAGCCACUGAAGGGGCAGAUGAGCAGCUUCCUCCUGUCCACGGCCAAUCAGCAGGAAAUCAGUGCUCUGGACAGUAAGAUCCAUGAGACAAUUGAGUCCAUAAACCAGCUCAAGAUCCAGAGGGACUUCAUGCUAAGCUUCUCCAGGGACCCCAAAGGCUAUGUCCAAGACCUGCUCCGCUCCCAGAGCCGGGACCUCAAGGUGAUGACAGAUGUAACAGGCAACCCUGAAGAGGAACGCCGGGCUGAGUUCUACCAUCAGCCCUGGUCCCAGGAAGCAGUCAGCCGCUACUUCUACUGCAAGGUAGGGCAGACUCUCGUACCCCAGACUCGCUCUCUCCUCCACUACAGGAGAAACUGCCCUCCUCAGAUUUGCCAGUUGCCCUUGCCCACUCUGCAUGGUGACUUUCCCACCACACCCCCCUCCACCAGGGAGGAGCUCUCCCGAGGCAAGGGGUAGUCAGCAGGUGGGCUGGUUCUGCUCCCUCACCAGGAAUGCCAUAACCUGCUCCUACCCUUUCUCUAAAGAUCCAGCAGCGCAGGCAGGAACUGGAGCAGUCACUGGUUGUGCGCAACACCUAGGAGUCCCCUCUGAAUAAGCACCACUCUGGACCUUCAGGGCUGGGGCCUAUUCCCGACUCCUCUGACACCUCUGUGUGAGGCUGGGGCACUGGAUUAAAGGUCAUUCAUCUAAUA
This is a messenger RNA of Loxodonta africana (African savanna elephant), 2061 nucleotides long. It is a transcript of the gene SMARCD3, whose product is annotated as SWI/SNF related, matrix associated, actin dependent regulator of chromatin, subfamily d, member 3. Gene Ontology annotation, biological process: regulation of transcription by RNA polymerase II. The transcript is spliced from 12 exons. Gene Ontology annotation, molecular function: transcription coregulator activity. Gene Ontology annotation, cellular component: nucleus; SWI/SNF complex. Lineage: Eukaryota; Metazoa; Chordata; Mammalia; Proboscidea; Elephantidae. The record is from RefSeq and is a predicted model, not a curated record. The coding region runs from base 236 to 1825 and encodes 529 amino acids.